Messenger RNA from Lates calcarifer (barramundi perch), 5449 nucleotides. It is a transcript of the gene tdrd6b, whose product is annotated as tudor domain-containing 6. Lineage: Eukaryota; Metazoa; Chordata; Actinopteri; Centropomidae. Gene Ontology annotation, biological process: spermatogenesis. The record is from RefSeq and is a predicted model, not a curated record. The transcript has 3 exons. The coding region runs from base 200 to 5368 and encodes 1722 amino acids.
UCUUGCAUGUAUUUAUUUUGACAUUAUUAACCACUCAGAGGACGGAGCGUGCACUCAAAGUCUUUAAAAACCCAUGUGGGUGCCCGCCUCCACCUCCUGCCAUUCAACCACAGUUCAAUUCAACGAGAGGAACAACAUGAGAUGUGUCGCCUUCACCGAACACGGCGAGAAAAGGUAUAUUUGAGCUCAGAGCUUCACAAUGUGUUCAAUCCCCGGGCUGCCAACGCCUGGAUCAGAGGUACCGGUUCUCAUCAUGAGGGUAAACCUAAACCCCAGUUGUGGUCUGGUGGAAUUAUGGGUGAACAUGGAUGAUGGAAGGAAGCAUAUUUAUGAACAGAUGAAAGAGGAAAUUCAGAUCCCUAAAAGGGUAUUUUAUGCAUCUGAAGGAGAUCCAGGGGACCUUUGUCUGGUUUGCAUCAGUGACACCUGGCACAGAGCUCGGAUUGUAUCGAUUCAAAGUGAAACUUACGAUGUUUUUCUAAUCGACCAAGGACAGCCCCACACCGCCACAAGUGAAGCUUUAGCAUGGGCCCACAGUGACAGUUUUCUCCUUUCUCCUGAAAUUGAAUCUUGCAUACUUGCAAAUAUUGUGUCCCUUGAGGACAACUGGCCAGAAAAAGCCACAAAGUUUUUGAACUCUCUACCUGGCAAGACGUUUAAGGGACUGGUUAAACAUGUACUGAUGCCGGACAGGACAAUUCUCCUUGACAUACCAACUGUUUCCAAGCACAUGUGUAAGUUUGGAGUUGCCAAGAGGAUCCCAGGGGAUGAGUUUAAAUCCCUUGUACUGAAAUGUCUACAUCUACCCAAAGGAGAGGCCUCUGAGGCCUACAGUAUAACACCGGAACAGAAUUUGAAUGUUAGUUGGCAACUUGAGAAGCAUGACCAGUACUUUUAUGCCGAAUUGUUAACUAAUACGCUUGAAACUGUUAUUGUGACAGAGGUGAUUGAUCCACAGAACAUUUUUUGCAAACUUCAAAUUUUUUCCAAAGCAGUGAAGAUGGUAUCAGAACAGAUCCACCAGGACUAUGAAGAGAGUUCAGAUUUUGGAGAAGUGCAACCACGGGCCUGUGGAUAUCCAUGUGCUGCUAGAGGCACAAACGGCAGAUGGCAUCGCUCGUUACUAAAACAAAACAUAGGGACUGACGACACUGCUGUAAAAGUUUUGCAUGUGGAUGAAGGAAAAACUGAAUUAGUCCCAGUUGGAGACAUCAGACCACUGCACGAAAAGUUCCUGAGGAUGCCAGUUGUCACAUAUCUCUGUUCUCUUGAUGAACCAGGUGCUGGUGAUGGAACAGGUGAUGGCACAGGACUUACUACAGACCAGACUGAUUACUUGAAAUCACUUCUCCUGAACCAGACAGUUGUGGCCAGGUUUGACCACUACAAUAUAUCUCAGAAUGUUUAUUAUGUUACACUCUAUGCAGCUAAUGCUGCAUGCAUAAACAACUCUUUUUUAGAGAAGGCAGGACUUUCUCCACCCUCUAAGACUGAACAAGAUUCAGAUGUUCAGAAUGGAUCCAGUCCUGCAACAUCUCUCAGUUCACUUGGAGACAAACAAUCCAUGGAUUUACAGAACAAAAUCAAUGUAAAUGUUGAAGAUUUACAAAAGGAACCUUUGCCAAGCACCAAAAACCUAGAGGUCAAUCAGAGGACUGAUGAUGUGCCCACUUCUGACACUGAUGAUAUUCACAUUAAAGGGUGCUCAGAACAUCCAGACCCUCUAAUACACAACAAUGGAAAUCUUUCAACAGGUUUCCCCUCUGAGGUGUACAAUACUUGUGAUGAUGAUAUGUUUGCUGUGGGAAGAAGUGUUGAUGUAAAAGUAUCUUGCAUUGAAAGUCUACAGAAAUUCUGGUGUCAACCAACAGAAAAUGGUGACUCUCUUAGACUUCUUAUGCAAGACUUGCAAAACCACUACACAUCUGCCGACCCUAAACCCCUUGUUGAGUCCAUCUGUGUUGCCCGUAAUCCAGACAAUGGCAUAUGGUACAGAGCAAGGAUCAUUGCAAGUCAAAACUCUCCUGUUGUAGAUGUGAGAUUUAUAGACUAUGGUCAAACUCGAAAGGUCCCUCUGCAAGAUGUGCGCCCCAUUGAUCCAGCUUUCUUACGACUAAAUGCCCAGGCUUUUCAGUGCUGCUUGUUCAAUCUGGAGAACUCCACCGAUCCCAUGGCUGUCACUUGGACUGAUGCUGCAGUAGCAGAGUUUCAGAAAUUUGUGGAUCCAGGUUCAAACAUCGGGUUGAAAUGUGCUGUAAAAGCUGUCAUGUCUGAUGAAGAAGGUCUGCUGCUUAAUGUGGUAGAUAUUGAGAGAUCAUGUGACAGUGCAUGCAAGCAUCUGGCUGAGAAAUGUGAAGUUCAGGAACAAACUCCUCCACAGGUCAUAUCAGAGACAUACAAUCAUUCCUCUUACAAUAUUGAGGUGGGGGAAAAAGAAAAAGUGUGGGUAACCUCUUCAGAGAAUGUCGGUCACUUCCACUGCCAUCUGAACAGAAAUUCUCAUUUGUUUGACAAAGUGAUGGAAAAUGUUCAGCAACUAAUUGGCCAGCCACAGAGCACAGAGCAUCCACUUGGACUUAAUAGCAUUUGCCUUGCAAGAUACACUGAUAAUCACUGGUACAGAGGCCAAAUAGUAGAAAUGUCUCCAAGACUUAAAGUCCACUUCGUGGACUAUGGUGAUACACUUGCAGUUAAUGAGUCUGAUGUCUGCCCCUUUCCCUCUGAGGGAAGUUUUGCCAGGUCUGUUCCUGUGCAAGCGAUUCCCCUUGGACUGUUUGAUGUCCCAGAAGAAGUGCCACAGGAAGUUAACCAGUGGUUUGCAGAUCAUGCCAUUGGCCACACUUUCACCAUUUCAGUGGUAGCAAAAGGGGAAAAGGGGAAGCUAAUUGUUGAACUGUUUGAUCGAUCCCUGAAUGUAAAUAUGAAAGUCAGAGAGAGGGUAUUAAAGAUGGCACGACAACAGAUGACUGGUCUCAAUCAACAGACUGAGCAGCAAUUCUCCAACAGCUCACAACAGGCUAAUGUGCCAAGUGAAGAGUGUUUAACCCAAGAGGUCAUGAGUGUGUCAGGAUUAACAGAGAUAACAGAGGAAAAUGAAGUCCAAAGCAGCAAAGAAAUGAGUGCUAGAGAUGAGCUGAAGGUGACUUCACAAUCUGAAACAGAGAAUGAACAUGGAGAGACUCCAGAUGAAAGACAACAACUGACUUCAGAUGUCCUUCUUAAGGACAAAGAAAGUGUGUUGGCAAAGACUUCCAUACAAGGUGGUCACAGUGACUCAGGAAUAACACAACACUCCCCUCCUUCUCGCCCUGAGGGAAGCAUUAACAUCUGCAUGUACAAGUGGCCAAACAUUUCUCAAAACAAGACAGAGGAGGUAUAUGCCUCCUGUAUUGUUGGACCGCAUUAUUUUUGGUGUCAGUACGCCAACACUGAAGACCUGGACAUGGUGUCAGUGCUUACUCAGGAAGCAGGGCAGAUACAGCAGGAUAUUAUGUUCCCAGAGACUCUUUGUCCUGGCAGUCCCUGCCUUGCUCUCUUCUCCAGUGACAAUCAGUGGUAUCGAGCUCAAGUAAUUCAGAGAACUGGCAAUACUCUCAAUGUUCUGUUUAUUGACUUUGGAAAUGAGUCUGACGUUGACAUCAAGAAUGUGAGAACAAUGCCUCAAAGUCUGCUGGAUAAGGCUCCUCAGGCCUUUUUGUGCUCUUUGUAUGGAUUUGAUGACUCCAAGGGCUCCUGGGACGACAACGUUUAUGAUGAUUUCUACAACCUCUUGGUUGAUAAACCACUCAGAGUGACAGCGUUCAACAUGGAGGAUAAUUCUGAGGCUGCAGUUCCUCAAUAUGCAGUGGAAGUUGAAAAUGAGGGAAUGGUUGUGAAUACACUGAUUGAGAAAUACUGGAACCUAUUUUCCACUGAGCAUGCAAAGACUGAAAUGGCUCAAUCAGAAACUAUCCUACAAAGUGGUCAAACUGAGUUGAAUAUGACACAACUCAAUGUUUCCACUGGAAAUGUGAAUACUUGUGUGUACAAGAAGCCAGACAUCUCCAAAAAUGACACAGUGGAAGUAUAUGCCUCUUGCAUUGUGGAGCCUCAUUUCUUCUGGUGUCAAUACGCCAACACUGAAGAUAUCAACAAACUGUCAGAACUUGCUGAGGAAGCAGGACAGGCACAGCAGGACAUGAUGUUCGCAGAGACUCUUGGACCUGGCAGCACAUGUCUUGCUCUCUUUUCCAGUGACAAUCAGUGGUAUCGAGCUCAGGUUAUUCAAAGAACUGAUGAUACCCUUCAUGUUAUGUUUAUUGACUAUGGAAAUGAGUCUGAUGUUGACAUCAAGAAUGUGAGAUCACUGCCUCAGAGUCUGCUGAAUGUAACUCCUCAGGCCUUUUUGUGUUCUUUGAAUGGAUUUGAUACAUCUAAGGGCUCCUGGGACGACAACGUUUAUGAUGAUUUCUACAAUCUCUUGGUUGAUAAACCACUCCAAGUGACAGUGUUCAACGUGGAGGAUAAUUCAGAGAUUGCACUUCCUCAGUAUGCAGUGCAAAUUGAGUGUGAAAAUGUGGUUGUAAAUUAUGCAAUGCAGAAAUAUUGGAAACCUGUUGCCACAGAACAUGUCGUGACAGACAGCCCUAAAACAGAAAACUCGCUCCAAGGUGGUCAAACUGAGUCCAACCUGACACACCUUGUCUCCAAAGGAAAUGCAAAUGCUUCCAUGUACAUGAAACCAAAAAUGUCCAUGAACCAGACAGAGAGUGUAUAUGCCACUUGUAUUGUGGAGCCUUAUUUCUUCUGGUGCCAAUAUGCCAACACUGAAGAUAUCAACAAAUUGUCAGAGCUUACUCAGGAAGCAGGACAGGCACAGCAGGACAUGAUGUUUGAAGAGACUCUUGGUCCUGGAAGUCCAUGCCUUGCUCUCUUUUCCAGUGACAAUCAGUGGUAUCGAGCUCAAGUAAUUCAGAGAACUGGCAAUACUCUCAAUGUUCUGUUUAUUGACUAUGGAAAUGAAUCUUAUGUUGACAUCAGCAAUGUGAGAUCACUGCCUCAGAGUCUGCUGGAUACGGCUCCGCAGGCCUUUUUAUGCUCUUUAAGUGGAUUUGAUGAGUCCAAGGGGUCCUGGGAUGAUCAAGUUUAUGAGGACUUCUACAAUCUUCUGGUUGAUAAAGCACUCAGCGUGACAGUGUUCAGUGUGAAGGAUCAUUCAGAGAUUACAGCUCCUCAGUAUGCAGUGGAAGUUAAGUGUGAUGGACUGGUUGUGAAUACACUGAUGAAGAAAUAUUGGAAAAGACUGGAUACAGAUCACACCUUGGCAGAAAGUCUGGAAUCAGUGGCCCAGGAUGAAACUGGGACCAUGGAUGAGAGUGAUGAGGUUUAAAAUGAUGAAAAAUUUGUCAAAUGAAGGGUAGGACUUGAUUUAUUUUUCCUCAUCCAAUUAGUCCUUCACAAAGACAGUGGG